Fundulus heteroclitus (mummichog) is the source of this 1916-nucleotide messenger RNA. It is a transcript of the gene glt8d1, whose product is annotated as glycosyltransferase 8 domain containing 1. The coding region runs from base 327 to 1427 and encodes 366 amino acids. NCBI's taxonomy places the organism in Eukaryota, Metazoa, Chordata, Actinopteri, Cyprinodontiformes, Fundulidae. Gene Ontology annotation, cellular component: Golgi apparatus. The record is from RefSeq and is a predicted model, not a curated record. Gene Ontology annotation, molecular function: glycosyltransferase activity. The transcript is spliced from 9 exons.
CACCUACAUCUGCGUGCAGUCGCUGUAGCGGAGGGGACAAACUUGUGGAUGUUGAGUUGGCAGUUUGGCUUGGAUGUGAAUACAGACGCAUAUUUGUGUUUGCCUUAAAAUAUGCGUCUUUCGAGCAGGCGUUUUUAAUUUUAUUGCUCAACUAACGCGCAGCGGGUUGUUUCUGUGUCUAUGCCGUGACCAGAGAGCGGCGUCGCAACGUUACGGUCUGGGGGCGACUCAACCCACCCACCGUGGGCAUCACUUAAACCAGCUUUGGUUCUGUUUGUGUACUUGUCCUUCUUUCAUCCCUGUUUCAGUCCGAUGCGGCGGCUGCCAUGCCACUAAGGAAAGUAAAUGUCGUCAUCCUCAUACUGCUGGCGGUGGCCUUCCUGAUCAUAGUUCAGAGAAACCUUCUGAACCUCAGUGACUUCCUGCACAAAGAGAACCCAGAUGCUGGACAGAUCCUCCCUUUCGAGGCCGAGCUGUCCAAGGACGGCAGGCAGAAGAUGGAGCGCAAAGCAGAGGAGAUCCCUGUUCUCAUCACCGCCACCGAGGACCGGCUGGGCGCUGCGAUCGCUGCCAUGAACAGCGUCUCCCAGAACAGCAAAGCCAGGGUGGUCUUCACCAUUGUGACCAUGAAUGACACGGCUGACCAUCUAAAAGCGUGGAUGAGUAAGACGGAGCUGAAAAAUGUCAAAUAUAGAAUAGUUAUUUUCCAACCAGAGCUUCUCAGUGGGAAGAUAUCAAAAGAUCCAAAAACGCUGGAAGCUACCAGACCAUUGACGUUUGCCAGGUUCUAUCUGCCUGUGUACAUACCGGAGGUGGAGAAGGCCAUCUAUCUGGAUGAUGAUGUUGUCGUGCAAGGAGACAUUCAAGAGCUGUUUGAAACCAACCUGAAACCAGGACACGCAGCUGCCUUCUCUGAUGACUGCGACUCGGCGUCCGCUAAGGGCAUCGUCCGCGGGGCCGGAAAUCAGAACAACUACCUGGGUUUCCUGGACUUUAAAAAGGAAGCUAUUAAAAAGCUGGGGAUGAGGGCCAACACGUGCUCCUUUAAUCCGGGCGUCAUCAUCGCAAACCUGACCGAGUGGAAGAACCAAAACAUCACCCAGCAGCUGGAGUACUGGAUGGAGCGCAACUUUCAAGAGGAUUUGUACAGUAAUACACUCGCAGAAAGCAUCACGACCCCUCCACUUCUCAUCGUCUUUUAUAAACGUUACUCCUCCAUCGACCCCAUGUGGCACGUGAGACACCUCGGUACUACAGGUGCUGGAAACCACUACUCUCCCCAGUUUGUGAGAGUUGCCAAAUUGCUGCAUUGGAACGGACACUACAAGCCCUGGGGGAGAGCGUCCGCCUUCUCUGACGUGUGGGACCAGUGGUUCAUUCCUGACCCCACAGGGAAGUUUCAUCCCGUGCGAAGACACGCAGACUGAACAGUAAUAAGGAAACCUUUGGACCAGUGCAGCCCUUAGUGGAUCACACCUUUCCCCUCAGGAACUAAGCUUUUCCUUCGCCAGCGGUCUUAUUUUUGAUCCUCUGGAUUUGUAGACCUCUUUAUUCCGACAGUACCUUGAACACAGACUUUUAUUCUCUUUACAAAAAUGUCUUUUCCUCGCAACGACUCUGAACAGCAUUCCAUGACUCCUAAGGUUUCUGUCUUCAGAGACCGUAUUGACCACAUCCUACCUUGUUCCAUUUAGCAGAUUACAGUUUUUAGAUGCUGUGGCUCAUACAGAUCAGUCACUGCCACACAGGUGCAAUAUAAUAAAACUGUUACCAUUUUCACAAGUUUAGUCUUAAGCUGCCAGCUCAGCCAGCACCAGGUGCCAAUAUUAAACUACAAAAGUAUCUGUUGGUUCUUGCACUGCAAAAAGGGAACUCAAAGUCAAAUUUUCUUGAAAUUAGUAUAUUUUCAUUUUCAU